Molecule: messenger RNA, 578 nt
Organism: Macadamia integrifolia
Lineage: Eukaryota; Viridiplantae; Streptophyta; Magnoliopsida; Proteales; Proteaceae
Exons: 1
Coding region: 164-439 (91 amino acids)
Source: RefSeq, a predicted model, not a curated record
ACUUAAUAUCACAACCUCUCUCUCUCUCUCUCUCUCACUCACUCUGUCACUCUUCCUAUUUAAGGUUUCCGCAUCUACCUUAUCCUCUCAGGCUGAAUUCAAACUACUUAUUCACUGGUUCACAAUCCAUAAUCUCUCACUCAACUGUAUCGAAGAAUUGAAAAUGAGUUCUACGAGCGAAGCUUGGAUCGUGGCUGCAAGCGUUGGGGCAGUCGAAGCACUGAAGGAUCAAGGGUUCUGUAGAUGGAAUUACGCCAUUAGAUCUCUCCAUCAACACGCCAAGAACAAUUGCGGAUCUCUUUCUCAAGCCAAAAGAUUUCCCUCUUCCUCUUCUUCAAUUGCGAUGGCAAAGAAGGUAGUUUCAUCCGAUGAGAAGAUGAAGCAAUCGGAAGAAUCUCUCAGGAAAGUUAUGUACUUGAGCUGUUGGGGUCCCAAUUGACCUCCAAAUCUCUCUACUCCUCACGAUUUGUGCCAUUCCAGAUCUGUAUUACUCCUAUUUUCGCCCAAUCUGUAAAUACUGAUUGAAAAUAUUAAUUGAUUUUAGAGGACAAAGUAAGAAAGAUCCUAUAUCAUUCCUA